UUUAUAUUUAUUUUCCAAAGUUAUUCGAUAUUUAUAUUUUGCAGGAGAUACUAAAACCAUAAAAAAGUUGUGAAAAGAUUAUAUGGUUUGUAAGAUAGAAGAUAUUGAAAAUAACACAUUCAUAGUUAGUCAGCAAAAUGAAAAUAUAAAAACUAAAAGUGAUGACGUUCUCAAAGGGCGUAUGUUUUUUCUUAUAUCUGAAAUUUCAUCGACUAAUUAAUUCAUAAUUUAUUAAAGUUGUGAAAAUUUUACUGAGCUGCUCGAUAGUAAAUGCGCUGUACUUUACAUUUAAUUAAAUUGCGCCGUAUCAAAGCGAAAAACAAAGUAUUCAUUGUAUGCAUGCUAUUGAGAAAGAAAGAGGGUGGUUUUUUAUUGUUUAAACGCAAUGCUGAGGAACUAAAUGCAAAAAGGAGAUGUAUACAUAUGCCAUAAAUUCAUAAGAAGCCGAAGAAAACAAUCAAGCGGAAAACGAAAAUUGAUUAUCAAAUGUCGCCAAGACCUGCGCGAUCAACUCGUGCAAGGGAUAAGCAAAAAGAGUGUAAAGGACUUGGAAAAAAUCGGAAGUACUUAGAAAAUGCAGAAAUCAAAGUUCAAUAACUAUUAAAAGGCGGUCCCAAGCAUUGCCGGAUCAGUGCAGGAACAAUAACAAUUUAAGUGAAGGAUCCCCCAUAUCAAAUACACAAAAGAUUAAAAGAAAGGCUUUAGUUAAAUGUAAAUCUGUAAGAAGACAACCUUCAUAUACUUUACAGCUAAAAGAUUGUAAACCAUUGAGAGUACGGGUUAAAAGGAUUGAUUCAUUACAGCUAAAAAAAGGAAGUGUUGAAGAAGUUGACUCAAAUCAAUUAAAACAACUAAACAAUACAGUAAACACGAUGAGAACCAGGAGAGCUUUUGAGAACGUCACUACAAAUUGCAGAAAGGAUUGCAAUUCUUUACCAAAAAGAAAGAAAAAACGCGAUCAAACUAAUUCAAAAACACUAAUUAAUUCAUUAAAACCAAACACGGAACAAAACAUAAACAAUAUCGAACAGAAGAAGCUAACCAGGCAGGCAGUGAAACAAGACGCGGCUCUUAAAAAUGCUAAUAGUAACAAAGAGACAAAUAUUUUGCCAAAAGUAAAGAAAAAACCUGAUAAAACAAAUCCAUCAACAAAUCACUCGUUUAAGGAGAACAUAAUAUUAGCUAAUGUAGUGAUGACUCCUUUGCGGCUUAAUAAUUUGAAUAAACUCAGUCUUACGAAGUGUUCAACUGCUCAAAAGACAACAAGUACUUAUUCUCCAAAAGCCCUAGAUAUUUCCCAAUUUAGUCCAAUAAGAAAUUCGACUGUUUUUGAACUCGGCGAAAAACUGUGUGAAGAGGAGUUAGGAAGUUCAGAGACCAGUGCAAAACGCAACAGCUCCAACUCAAAAGGAAGUCGAGUUUUGAAAAAUUUAACAAACAACCCAGAAUUGAUUGAGCAAAUAAUAACCGCUGAAAGACAGAGCGAUGACGAACUAGAAAUUAUUAAUACGGAAGAAAAACACGGCACUACCGAGAAGGAUGCGCCCAAACACGAAAAUAAAAGCCAUAAAUUCUUUCAUCGAUCGCCCGAGAGGAAAACGCAAUCGAGAAAAACAGCGAAAGAACCAGAAAAAGUUUUUGAAUUUCUGUCACAAUCAGAUACUUCGGAAUGUGAAGCGGCAAAAAAUAAAGAUCCAGCCGCGGAUAUUAUACAAAAAUUGAUAUCUGAAGGAAAAGUAUGUGUGGCAAGCACACACAAAGGUACAGGUCGGCCUUUUAUGAAGCGAUUACGCAAAAAAACUGGAAAAAAGAAAAAAAUAAUUACAAAACAAAAAGCAACCAAAGUAAAAAGGAAAGAAAUAAUAAACAAAGUCAAUAAUAUAAAGGAAGGUGCUGAUGAACUACCCAAUGAUUUUAUGUGUGACGCUUCCUUGACACCUGUUCAUAAUCACGAUUUCGAUGCACAGGAUAUACCGGAAAUAGACGAACCUUCUAAUGAGGGUGGUUUUAGCCGUUUGGCGCGUUCAGUACUUUUACAACAAACAAAGAAUACACAUAAAAAAGAUCUUACCGAACAACGUCGACUACUCGCGAUUGCACGUAAUUUUGUUAGCACACCAGCGGCUAAUUGUCAAAAUCAACAUAUAUCCACUUCUGACCUAUCUCCUAUUCAGUCACUUAACUUACAACGGCGCCCAGUGUGCCCGUCACCGUGGCGUAUAGACGACGAUUCGCAUCUACCGAGAGUUUUUAACUUCAGUAAAAAUACUUCAUGCAUGCCAACAUUUUCCAGUGAUUAUAUUCCUCCAACACCUAAGAAAAACAAACAAUUAAAUAACAAUACACAAAUUUCCAAUGAUUCGAAUGCCAUAUUUAAUAAACCCACCCGGAUCGAACAAGAUAAUUCCUUCACCAUACCAACAAAUCUGACAAACACUAACUCGAAUGAUCAAUUGAUCAAGUCUUUAGGAUCAGAACAGGAUUCGAAUGCAGAAAAUAUGCCACCUCCCACUUUGGACCCGGUGCCAACAAUUUCGAAUAGCGAUGAGAAUGCAGAAAUAUAUAAUUUACGACAGCAACCUAAUCCCCGGCGCACACUUCGUAAUCGGAGUCCACUGAAAGCCAUUAACAUAUUAGAAGUUGUAAGUCUCCCUCCGUGGAAGAAGCCUGAAGCAACUGAUACCCGGAAAGAUCUAAGAAAUUCUACGGCUGCUAGUGAAAAUAGCAAAGAUGAAAAAUCAAAUGGGGCAGAUGAUUUAUUCGGUUUUGAAGAGUUUUUAGAUGCCAACUCAGAGGCUGAAGAGGAAGAACCCACAAGUGCGACUAGUACAAAAGCACCGAAUAGGCCGUCUAUAAAACGAAAUUUACGUAAGAAACUUAAGGAUCUCCAGAAGUGGCGGCCAAAAGACACUAAUCAAGGCAAAUCUGAUGGUACGUUAAGAUCAUGUCGCCUUUUCGGCGAAGGUGAUCGGCCGAAGCAACGGCUCAUUAAAGAAAUGCUUUGUUCAACUAUGAUUAAUCGCGAACAAGCAGAAAUUGGAAAUGACGGAAGUGAUGAAGAGUGUAACGAUGAAGCGGAGAACAAUGCGAAAGCAAAUGACACCGAUUUUUUUAAUGAUUAUGAACCAGAAACGACACUUGACAAAAAGCAAACCCAACGUACAUACGGUCGACCGGCUAAGAGGAAACGUAAGACAAGAAAUAAUUUCGUUAUGUUUCCAGACAGUGAAGAAUCAAAUUCGGACUCUGAAGACGAAGAACACGGGCAAAAGAAAAAGGCACAGAAGAAGCGACGACAUGAAGCACAGGCUGAUGCUAAAGAAAAUCCUGUAUUGAAAUCGUUUAUAAACGAAUUCAAUAGCAUGUGCAAAGAAGUAGAAAACUAUGAGCUGCAUGUGGAGUAGCGUGUUCGCAAUAUAAUUUUAUAAUUUUGUCUUCGUAAAUUCUGAUGAAAUUGAUUUAAAUAUAUUUUUUAAUUUAU
Messenger RNA from Ceratitis capitata (Mediterranean fruit fly), 3481 nucleotides. RefSeq names its product protein dalmatian (gene dmt). Bases 873 to 3404 code for a protein of 843 amino acids. NCBI's taxonomy places the organism in Eukaryota, Metazoa, Arthropoda, Insecta, Diptera, Tephritidae. The record is from RefSeq and is a predicted model, not a curated record. The transcript has 7 exons.